CCACGACCCGGGGACCCAGGCGAGGUGUGUGCAUUGGAGUGUAUACACGCUUACAUCGGCGGAACUCUCUCAUCACACUGGAUCCCGUAGCGGAGGGGGCAGGACGGACAUCACAGCGAACAGAGGAUUGUUACCGAAUCUCACCAUGGCUGGGCAGGAGACGGAAGAGCGCGGCAACUGGAGCCGGAAGAUGGACUUCAUGCUGUCCUGUAUAGGGUUCGCUGUCGGUCUCGGCAAUGUGUGGAGGUUCCCUUAUCUGUGCUACAGGAAUGGAGGAGCCACCUUCCUCAUCCCCUACCUCAUCAUGUUGGUCCUGGCUGGACUCCCACUGUUCUACCUGGAGCUCGCCCUGGGGCAGUUCGCCUCUGAAGGCCCUAUCACGGUAUGGAAGAUCAGCCCUGCCUUUACAGGUAUUGGGUUCGGCAUGCUCACCAUCAGCGGCAUGGUAUGCAUCUACUACAACGUCAUCAUCAUGUACUCCAUCUACUACAUGUUUGUCAGCUUCGUCAACCUCGACGACACUGUUCCCUGGGAGACGUGUAACAACACGUGGAACACCAUGGCGUGCAGGAAGGAGCCCUACCCUGCUCUGGACACCAUGGACGAGGGCAACAAGACCAUGACGUUGUUUGAUGAGAUCUACAAGAAGCCAUGUGUAGAAAACCUCCUCCAAAACAUCUCCGCCGUCUACAACACCAGCUUGACCAACAUUACUCAGCUCAACUCCACCAUGAUACAGAACGACGUCACCAAGAACUGCAUGAUCAAGUACACCACGGCUAGUGCAGAAUACUGGGAGCGUUAUGUUCUCCGUGUCCACGAAGCUGAUGGCUUUGAAGAUAUGGGCGGCUUCAGUUUGAAGAACGCCGUUACGCUGUUCUUCGCCUGGCUCCUCAUCUUCUUCUGUCUGAUGAAGGGAGUCAAGUCAUCGGGCAAGGUCGUGUACUUCACCGCCACCUUCCCCUACGUCAUCCUCAUCGUCCUUCUGAUCCGAGGUCUCACCCUGCCUGGCUAUGAAAAGGGAAUCGCGUUCUACAUGAUCCCUGUCCCCGAGAAGCUGAAGAACGCUAAGGUAUGGGGAGACGCUGCCAGCCAGAUCUUCUACUCUCUUGGGCCAGCAUGGGGCGGUCUGCUCACCAUGUCCAGCUACAACAAGUUCAAGAACAAUUGCCAACGGGAUGCUGUUAUCGUAGCGCUGAUCAACUGUGGAACAAGCAUCUUUGCCGGGUUCGCCAUCUUCUCCCUGCUUGGGUUCAUGGCUCACAUCACUAACAGACCUGUGGAGAGUGUUGUUGACUCAGGUCCCGGCUUAGCGUUUAUUGCCUACCCAGAAGGCAUUGCACAACUUCCGGUGUCUUCUAUUUGGGCCUUCAUGUUCUUCUUCAUGUUGCUGACGCUGGGCCUUGACAGCCAGUUCGUCAUGAUGGAGACUGUCAUCAGUGGUAUCUCCGACGUCUUCCCGAAAUACCUCCGGAAACACAAGGCACUCUUCACCCUCUUCUGCUGCCUCAUCGGUUUCCUCCUGGGGCUGCCUCAAGUCACAAAGGGUGGUAUUUACAUGCUACAACUGAUGGACUGGUACUCUGGCAGCUACAACCUGAUGCUGGUGGCUCUGGCCGAGAUUAUAUGCAUCAUGUACGUCUAUGGCUUCAGGAACUUCAUGUGUGACAUCGAGAUGAUGGUCGGCAGUAAGCCCAAUAUCUACUGGCUCGCCAACUGGCUCUUCCUCACGCCCGUUGUUAUUAUUUUCAUCGUGGUGAUGUCGGCCACCCAGUACACGCCUGCCUACUACGGCGACUACGUGUUCCCUGACUGGGCUCAGGGCCUAGGAUGGUGCAUGGUCGUGUCUCCAAUCCUCUGGAUCAUCAUCAUCAUGAUCAUUCAGGUCAUCCGAUACGGACCGGCCAAGGCUUUCCGAGCGACACCAGGUUGGGGACCCGCUAACCCUGAAGACAGGACCGGCAGAUACGCCACCACCUCAACCUUCGACGACGUCAUUGUCGAAAAGCCACCAUUGCCUUACACAAAUGGAGGCACGGAAAAUCCAGUCUUCUACAGCGAAAAGCUGUAAUGUAAGACUUCCAGUGGACGACCAGUAGGAAACGACUAUACUGGACUCAGGAAAUACUCAACAUCCAAACCAGAGGAUUUAUGGAAACGUUACAAACUGGGGCUGAGAAAAUCUCGUUCGCCACAAUGUACUCAGUUUUCGCUCAUUUUCUAUUUUGCUUAUUUUACUUUGAAAUACUCAAUUGUCUCUCAAUAACCAUGUACAGGUAAAAUGUCACUUGAACUGAUUUCGAUGACGGGAAAAUAGUCCAACACAAGAGAAAAUAUGGAUAUGGAUUUCAUUGACUGUUUGGUUUGGGUUGUUAGAAACAUAUUUUUUUAUCAGAUGCUUCGUGUUUCAUGUUUGUUCAUAUUUCAAUAUAUAGACUUUCUAAACAUAUGAUAGGGAUACACUUAUAUCUAUUACAUUUUGGUAAAUCACUGUCCUUGACUUUGUUGAGCAAGAUGGAACAUGACAGACUUACUAAUGGAACAUGAAUAUAAAGGCCAUAUGUUUAUGGCCACUGUUGAAUCAUUGUAAAAUGACAAUGCUGACAUCAGGUUUCACGGCUGGGCAUAUCCUAUCAUAUCUACAUCACGCUUUAUGAACUUGAAUUCAACUUUUUAUUCCCAUGCUAUAUGCAUAUAUCAUGUUCUUCUGGUGUGAAGUCAGGAUGACAUAUCCCUAUCAUAUGUUGAGUAAUAUCACACUAUAUGUCAAAGUGCGCACAUGUAUGUACAUACAUCUCUGUCGUGAUCUUUAUGAGUUAAAUAUAGGAAAGCAAUAACACUUAUGUAUAUACAACAUAUAAAUAUAUGUAUUCAACUUUAAUAUAAUUAGUUUAACUUGAGGUUACAUUUGUCUAUUUGCAUAUUUCAGUAUCCUGAAUAUUCUGUGCCACCUUCCCUGGCAACAUCCAUCCAAAUGGAAAACUAACUGAAUCUAAUGUUUCAUCUUUCAAAUUUACCAUGUGACACUAUUUAUAUUCAUCGUGGAUGAUUAUUUCUAUGUUCUGUAAAAGUCCGUGAUAAGCACAUUGUAAUUUGUGUUUGUUUGUCUAAUUGUUCUAAAAUUUAUUUUGUAAAAAAAGCCAUUGUCAGCACA
Molecule: messenger RNA, 3154 nt
Organism: Haliotis rufescens (red abalone)
Lineage: Eukaryota; Metazoa; Mollusca; Gastropoda; Lepetellida; Haliotidae
Product: sodium- and chloride-dependent glycine transporter 2-like
Exons: 15
Coding region: 146-2071 (641 amino acids)
Biological process (GO): sodium ion transmembrane transport
Cellular component (GO): membrane
Molecular function (GO): L-proline transmembrane transporter activity
Source: RefSeq, a predicted model, not a curated record